This is a messenger RNA of Pectinophora gossypiella (pink bollworm), 567 nucleotides long. RefSeq names its product ADP-ribosylation factor-like protein 16. Gene Ontology annotation, molecular function: GTP binding; GTPase activity. NCBI's taxonomy places the organism in Eukaryota, Metazoa, Arthropoda, Insecta, Lepidoptera, Gelechiidae. The transcript is spliced from 3 exons. Bases 1 to 567 code for a protein of 188 amino acids. The record is from RefSeq and is a predicted model, not a curated record.
AUGGACGAAUCAGAAAAGAAAAUAAGCAUACUGUGUUUGGGACCUAAAGGGUCGGGAAAAACGACGUUACUGAAAAAGCUGCAGGAUAAGGAAGGGAUAGACUACACAUACAGUCCGGUGCCGACUAUAGGGACGAAUAUUUUCGACAUAGAUUACGUGAAUAAAAACGGGAAGAAACAAACGGUGACAGUUCGAGAAGUGGGCGGGGAGAUGGCGCCACUGUGGGGCAAUUAUCUAGACGGUGUCGAGAAAAUAAUAUUCGUGGUAGACACGUCAAACCUCUGUCAGAUAUCCGCAGCUGCUGUUAUGUUGUACACGCUGCUUGCUGAGCCUCGACUGAAAUACGCUAAGUUUAUCCUAGUACUAAGCAAAAUGGAUGCAGCAUACAGACAAAUGCGUAACGAAGCCCUAUUGCUACUGCAAUACAAGCGCUUGAGUGCAGAGUUGCCGAACGCUCCGAUACUUUUAGAAGCCGCGCCACUCAAAGGCGAAGGGUUAGAUGCUCUGAAGACAUGCAUCGCAGAGAGCAAGCCCAUAAAACCUAAAAUGAUACAUCAAAUUCAAUAA